Messenger RNA from Guillardia theta CCMP2712, 465 nucleotides. RefSeq lists its product as hypothetical. Bases 1 to 465 code for a protein of 154 amino acids. Lineage: Eukaryota; Cryptophyceae; Pyrenomonadales; Geminigeraceae. The transcript has a single exon. The record is from RefSeq and is a predicted model, not a curated record.
AUGGAGGAUUUUGUUGCUAGCAAUCAGUCAUCUACUCUCGAGCAGGAUUUGAUGAGCGACGAAAAUGAUAUCAAGCAUGGUUGGCAUUCACACAACCUUGCACGAGCUGAAAACUGCUCAGAAAAUUAUCAAGAAAAGGGCCAUCAGCGUCGUGCCUCUUCUUCGGACAAAACACAAGAAGGAAGAAAGCUGUACGGCACAACACAACACACAUUUGCAGUUCGUGUCCAGUCACGGCAGUCCUUCUUCCAAUCCGACAAGCCCGUCGAGAUCACCCUCGAGCGCCUUGCCGAGCACUUCCACGAGAGCCUCGAGGUCGCGGCGGCCAAGAUCGGCAUCGGCAAGUCGACGAUGAAGCUGGUGUGCAGGCAGCUGGGAGUGGAGAAGUGGCCGUAUAAAUGCAAAGGAGCUCGAAAGACCAAGGCAGGUCCCAAAAAACUUGUCGGGAUGGACUGCAUGUUCUGA